AUGCCGAGUGGGAUGAAUGGAACUGGAAGUGGUACCGGGGUUCGAGCUGGAAUUAUAGCUCGUGGUACUCCAAUGGGGAGAAGGCACAAGCCUCAGGAGAGCAUAGGCCGCAAGGCAGUUGGUGGAACGGUGGAUAUCACUCCAAAGGAGAUUACAAUGAUCCUCCGAUGGUCCAACUAUAGGUUUUGGCGCAGAGCAUUGCUGAGGUGGAACACCAAUCCCGACGUGACGAUCUGGCGUAGGGCUGAGAAGGUGCUCAAGAUUUUGGAUUGGGAUCUUGAAGCCAAGUUGGAUUACGUGUCGGAAGCGACGCUAGCAAGCCCAGCCUACAUCACGGAGGUCUUGGGCGUUUUGGAUGUUCUGGCCGGAGAAAAAGAGGAUUCUGAGAGAAGAAGGGCAGAGAUUAAAGGCAUUUUGCUGGAAAAGCAGUUAGGACUCUCCAGGCAGAGCAUGCAGAGUCUUAGGGUGUUGACCAAGGGACAACAUUCCUACUCCGAGGUGAAGAAAGUUCUGCAGGUUCUGGACCUUGACGAAGAGAGCAUCAUCAAGCCGGGGAAGGUCAGCUACUAUGGAGACCUCACGGAAAACGAGGACACAGACUCCGAGGUCGAUGACGAGGUGAUCUUCAAUGCCCUUGAGUACAACGAGGUGCGAGAAGAGGAAGCCGUGUCGUUAAUGGCUGAUCUUCAACAAGAUCGACGGCGAACGUGGAAAGAAAACAAGCUGCUGAAGGCCGCCAGAAAGAAAGACCGUAGACACUUUGACGACAAGUCCUCGAGGCCGUCUAAGCCUUUUCACAAGAGACGGUUGUCGACCGAAGAGAUCAAGAAGGUGACUUUCUGUGGCAACUGCGGUAAGAAGGGUCAUUGGAGAGAAGAUUGCACCGAGCCCAGCAAGGAUGGUUCCAGAGCGUCCAGAGACAAGAAUCCCAAGGCGACGGAUCAGGCAUGUUUCCUGGAGCUGUCUCCCGGGGAAACCAUAAUCGAUCCUGGUGCUUCACAGGAUCUGGUGGGACUUCGCAGCUUUGAGAAGCUCCAGGCCAAGCUGAAGGAGAAUGGCUUGAAGACGAUCAAACUGCAAGAAACGCCCUCGAAGGCGUCGGGAGUGGGAGGAGCUGCCAUGACCCUGUUCAUGCUGCUGUCCAUCGGCCUUUUGGAACAUGGACAUGCGGUGAUUGACACCAAAGAGGACAAGAUCCAUUUUAAGCGGUUUGACACCAUGGCCAAGAUGUGGAAUUUGAACAAGAGCGCAUACCCCGGGGACUUCACCACGUCUCGUCCGGGACCCUCACAGGGAAUGAUUCCCUCUUCGGACAAGGUGCAGCAGGCUUGCACCCAUCCGAAAGAAUACCAGACGAGGGGAGCCAAUCAACACGGCACCUGGACCCGAUGCAGUCUGUGUCAAACCAAAACGGGCUAUCAGAAAUAUGGUCCGGACAACCCACCUCCGGCGGCCAGAAAGACGAAGGGUGCCGUGGUCGAGACCUAUGUGGCCUCGGAAGCAAUGGGCACCACCAGGGUGCCGAUGGGGGCGAGCAGUUCAGAAUCUCCUCAGCCCCUCACGCCAGACUUGGAGACGGCUUUCAGAGGACAGAAUCAACAGCUCGCGCAGAGCACGGCGGCGGUGAUGGCCCAAGUGAUGACGCCAGUGGUGGAGGGAUUUCAUCAAGCCCUUCGCUACCAAGCGGAAGAAUCCCAGAGAGCUCAGGAAAGGCAGGAGACUCAGAUGCAGCAAUCCUUUCUGGCCCUUCAGAGGAUUAUGCAGCAGACGGAUCCAGCUCGCCAGCCAGGGGCUGCCUUUCCUGCCCUUCCUCCGGAGGAAUUGCAUCGUCUUCUAGCUCAGGGAUUUGCGAUGGCCAAUCAUCAUCCGCUGCCGGAAGACGAGGAAUGGGAUGCUGAUGGAACCUUUAAGUGUACAGAUUCCAGCUCUAUGCAAUGGAUGGUAGUGUCUCGAAAUGAGACGUCAAGACGAUUCUUAAGCCAAAGGGAGAAUCUUGUUUGCUUCACUGGAGUGCAGAGGGCUUUAGGAGGCGAGACUCGUGAAGUGUUUGUUUUCUUCGAUGAGGAGUUAAUUGAUGAGGUGAUUUGUAGUGAAUUUCCCGAAGGCAGAGAAUCUCACCUUUCUAAGCGGCAGAAGAGAGCACUGUUGAAUUCAAAAGAGAGUCUUUCGAAAUCCCCCGAAUUCAGUGAUGAGCCAAAGAGCUCUGUGGUAGAAGUGAACCAAGAGUGGUCACAAGAACAAAACGCAGAGCCGGAGAGCCUUUCAAGAAAUGAAGAAGAGCCUGAUGGCCAGUCAAGAACAAAGAAAGAGCCUGUGAGCCAAUCAAGACAAGCUAGAGAAACUGUUCGCCGCCUGGCAGAACAAAAGUGUCUCACUCGACCCGUUCGCUUCGAUCGAAACGUCACACCUAGCUCGCAAGAGCUUAGCGCCCUGGGGGUAGUCAACGUUCGAAAGUGUCGCCAUGGAGAUUUGGAGAAGAGAACGACCUCGGGUCUCAAAGUGAUGGAACUUUUCUCUCCUCCAAGAAUCACACAGGAAGCAGCUCAAGCAGGACUUCAAGUCACUGAGCCAUCCAACUUCGACUUGAAGCUAGGCUGGAACGCACUGUGUCCAGAAGAUCGAAAGAAGAUGUGGAAGACCAUUGAAGAACAAGAGCCAGAUGUCAUCCUCAUGAGUCCCGACUGCAAGAUGUUCAGUCAGCUGAUGAAUGUGAACUUGAAGCGCAUUCCAGUCGAGAGGCCCACUCGUCAGCAGAUGGAGGCUCUGGUGAUGUGGCAUCUUUGUUUGCAGGUGGCCGAACACCAGAUGAAGAAAGGUCGCUAUUUCAUCCUGGAGCAGCCGGCUGGAGCUUCAUCCUGGUCGACGCACGGAAGCAAGUGGCUGAUGGAGAAUGAAGAGGUCCUUUUCUUUUUCUUUGACCAGUGUGAGCUAGGACUUCAGGUGAGCCCAGAGGGUCUUUCGCGAAAGACGACCGCCCUGGCCACGAACCAUUUGGGAGUGGCAGCAGUCAUGUCGCAGUACCAGUGCCGGAAAUCGCAUGAGCAUGUUCGACUGGAAAAUGGGCUUCCAAAGAAGGCUCAAAUAUAUCCCUCAGACAUGGUCAGGUCAUUGAUUCAGGGUAUUCUCCUGGGUACCAGUGAAUUCGUUGGCGCCACUCACGUCGACGAUGUGAUAGAUGAGGACGAGGAAGAAGAAGACGACAAGGAAACCUCCGAGCAGAAAGAAGAGCUCAUGAGCCACAUGUCUGAGGCCGGCAUUGAUUUCUUCGAGAUUUCCGGUUCUGAAGCUUGUCUCAUGGCCAAGCCUUACAAGAGCAAAUCUCAAGAGUUCAACAUGAAGGAGGCUACACCAGAAGAGAAAGAAGGUUUCGUUUUGGCAAAAUGGAGUAUGACGAGGCUGACUUUGCCGGGCGACAUGUCAAGAUACAGCCGGGCCGAAUUGAAAUGA
Molecule: messenger RNA, 3447 nt
Organism: Durusdinium trenchii
Lineage: Eukaryota; Dinophyceae; Suessiales; Symbiodiniaceae
Source: the annotation of a GenBank genome assembly